AUGUCAUUAUCGGGUUAUGUUGCUCAUAAGUUAAGUAAGAAUAAACCGGGAAAUAGAUCUGAUAUUGGUUGGGAGUAUGGAAUUGAUGUUGAUAGCAAUUCUAAGAAAGUUAAAUGCAAAUUAUGCUCUAAAAUAUUCUCGGGUGGAAUAUAUCGUUUCAAACAUCAUUUAUCUUGUACACACAAAGAUGCUGAGCCUUGUAUUAGUGUUCCUGAUGAUGUGAAAUUAAAGACAGUGGAUAAGAUAUUUCAAAUGUUAGAUGCAAUUGUAGAAGAAGUUGGAGAAGAGAAUGUUGUUCAAAUAGUUAGUGACAAUGCUGCUAAUUACAAAUUAGUUGGUGAGUUGUUGAUGGAAAAAAGAAAAAGGUUAUAUUGGACUCCUUGUGCUGCCCAUUGUAUUGAUCUCAUGUUAGAAGAUUUUGAGAAAAAAAUACAUGUUCAUACCUUGACAAUUCAGAGUGCCAAAAGCAUAACAAGUUCAAGAAAUUGGAAAUCAAGUUCAUUCUCGAGUACGGUUGAUGGAAAGAAAAUUGAGGCAAUGGUUAUUGGUAGUCGAUUAUGGUCAAAUAUAAUUACAUGUCUCAAAGCUGCGAGACCUCUAAUUAAAGUACUUAGAAUGGUGGAUUCAGAUGUUAAGCCUGCCAUGGGUUUUAUUUAUGAACAAAUGGAUGAAGCUAAAGAAAAGAUUAGAGUCAACUUCAACAAUAUAAAGAGAAAUUGUGAUUUUAAAUCUAAUUUUCAGAUUAAAAAGGGUUUAUAUAGUUGUAUUGAAAGGAUGAUAACAGAUGAAAAUAUGAUAAGUAAGAUAGAUAGCCAGCUUGAAUCAUUUAAAAAUGCAAGAGGAUUAUUUGGUUCUAAAUUUGCAAAAAUGGCAAUAAGCACAAAGUCUCCAGCUGAAUGGUGGGAUUCUUAUGGUGAUGAAUGUCCAGAGCUACAAAUGUUUGCUAUUAGAAUACUUAGUCUUACUUGCAGUUCAUCUGGAUGUGAACGGAAUUGGAGUGCAUUUGAAAUGGUGCAUACAAAGCGUAGAAAUUAUCUACAUCAACAAAAAAUGAAUGACUUGGUAUUUGUCAUGUACAACAUGAAGUUAAAUGACACGCAAGUAUUAAGAAAAUAUGUUGAAGAUGUUUCUUCUGAUGAUGAGUGGAUAACUAAAGAAAAUGAUGCGUAUAAUUCAUCGUCAUCUCAAACACGUUUAUUUAUAGAUAGUACUGAAUCUAGAGAAAACGAAGAAGAAAUAUGCGAGGAAGAUGGUGAAAAAGAAGGAGUAGAAAGAGAUGAUGAUGAUGAAGUUGAUGAUUAUGUUGAAGUUGAUGAUGCUAUGGAUGAUUUAGACAACUUUGAUGUUAACAAUGAGACAAAUGUUGAUGAUUUAAUUUCUUGA
Molecule: messenger RNA, 1383 nt
Organism: Impatiens glandulifera
Lineage: Eukaryota; Viridiplantae; Streptophyta; Magnoliopsida; Ericales; Balsaminaceae
Exons: 5
Coding region: 1-1383 (460 amino acids)
Molecular function (GO): DNA binding; protein dimerization activity
Source: RefSeq, a predicted model, not a curated record